Dendronephthya gigantea is the source of this 5863-nucleotide messenger RNA. Its product is annotated as tetratricopeptide repeat protein 28-like. The record is from RefSeq and is a predicted model, not a curated record. NCBI's taxonomy places the organism in Eukaryota, Metazoa, Cnidaria, Anthozoa, Malacalcyonacea, Nephtheidae. Gene Ontology annotation, molecular function: protein binding. The transcript is spliced from 3 exons. Bases 523 to 5094 code for a protein of 1523 amino acids.
UUGCUAGCUUGCUUUGAAAAGCAGAGAUAAUCUGCAUAAUAUAUUUAAGUAGUGAUAUAAAUUAGUGGGAAGUUUGUGGGGCAGACACAUAGCCGCCUAGCUACCUGCAGCAUAAUGAUUAUUGAAAUUUAAUUGCGUGCAUGGCUUGUCGGUCGAAUAGGUAUCGCAUCAAUUAACAUUGACUUGGCUUCCAAUAGCUUCAAACCUUAAGAGAAGAAUUUAUACUCCCGUCAACGAGGGAAGAAUCACAUUUUACCAGCCCCGCGUGUAGGAAAUCUUGAGGAAGGAAACUUAAAAGCUGGAAAAGGUAGAGUGUGAAGAAAAAGAAUCCGAGCAACAAGGUAUAAUAUUGAAGCUAGGCUUUUAGAAAAAGCCACCAUCAGCAGUUGUAAACAAGUAAGCAUUGCUAUUGAAAAUCACGAAUAAAAAUAUAUUGUCCUUAAUUAAUUAAAGGACCAUUAAAACACGAUUAACCAUCUGAAAAGCUUAGCAAUUGACAUUGCUUCUAGUGCUCGCUUAGCGAUGGGAGAUCUCGCUUCAGAGGUGCAAAACAGUAUCGAUGUGGGAAACGCUUACGCGAAUUUAGGUCAUUAUGACCAGGCUAUCGACUGUUUCAGAAACUCGUUACAGAUAGCAACGGAAUUCGGCAACCAAAAUGGUAUAGUUCAUGCUAAUAUGUAUUUGGGAGAUGUUUACAAAAGAUUAAAAGACUAUGAAAAAGCUAUUAGCUGUUUGAAAGAAAGCUUACAAAUUAGCACGAAUAUUGGCGAUACGUAUUUAAUGGCAGAGAGCAAUCGCCAGUUAGGUAAUAUUUAUUAUUCUUUAGGAAAGUGGAAAAUCGCAAUUAGCCAUUGGAAAAAAUCAUUAGAAUUAGGAACAGCAAUUGACAAUCCAGGAAUAAUAGCAAAGGUCAAUCACAGUUUAAGCUACUCUUACGUUCAGCUAGGAAGAAACGACGAGGCACUUUUAUGUCUCGAAGAAGCGUUAAGAAUUUUCACCGCCAUUGGCGACCAGAAAGGAAAAGCUAGUGCUAAUAUGAGUUUGGGCAGAUUUUAUCAAAGAACGGAAGACUAUGAAAAGGCAAUUAUCUUUUUGAAAGUCAGCUUAGAAAUUAGCACGGCUAUUGGUGAUCAGUCAUCAAUGGCAGAACAGAAUAGAAAUCUAGGUGAUCUUUAUCGUUGUAUAGAAAAGUGGGAAAGCGCAAUUGACCAUUAUAAGAAAACAUUAGAAAUGGGAAAAGCAAAGGGCGAUCAAGGGGAAACAGCAAAUGUCAAAUGUAAUUUAGGCAUUUGUUACAUUAAACUAAAAAGAAAUGAAGAAGCACUUCAAUGCUUCGAAGAAACGUUAAGAAUUUUCACCGCCAUUGGCCACCAGGAAGGAAUAGCUGAGAGUAAUAGCCGUUUAGGUCACAUCUAUUCUUUUUUCAGUGAAUACGAAAAGGCAUUUGCUCACUUAAAACACGCUUUAAACAUAUAUAAGGCUAUUGAUGACGAAAAUGGAAUUAAAUAUGUCAGUAACGAAUUGGGCCGUGUUCACUGCUCUUUAGGUGAAUACAGCAAAGCCAUCGAAUGGCACAAAAUAUCUUUAGAGAUGGCAAAGAAGGUUGAUGACCAAGCGGGUAUAGUAGAAGCCAAUUGUGAUUUGUCAUCAAUUUACCAAAGAAUAGGAGAGAAUGAGAAGGCCAGUAGCUAUAUAAAAGAUAGCUUUAAAAUCGCCAUGGCUAUUGGUAAUCAGUCAUUAAUUGCAAAAUACUAUUUCUAUUCAGGUAAUAUAGAAUUUGAAUCCAAAAAGUGGGACAAAGCAAUUGACUAUUAUGAGAAAGCAUCUAAAAUUUUCAUAGCAGAGGGCGAUCAAACUGCCAUAAUCACGAUCAAUGGCAACUUGGGAACUUGUUACCGUGAACUAGGAAUGUAUGAUAAGGCUUUGAAUUACCACAAAGAGAGUUUAAAAUUAGCCAAAACGACUAGAAUGCGAUCAGGGAUUGCAGAAGCAAACAGAGAUAUGGGCAUCAUUUAUAGACUGUUAGGUGAUAGUGAAAAAGCCAUUGAAUAUGGUACAAAAAGUUUAGAAAUAAGCACCAUUAUUGGCGAGCCGUUUAUGAAAAUACGCAGUUGUGAAGAACUUGCAAAUGUUUAUAAGAGUUUAGGAGAAUAUAAACUGGCAUCAUCAUAUUUAGUAAAACUUAUUAAAGUUCUUGAAGAGCAGUUCCAAAGUAAGGUUCCCGAUGAAAACAAACUCUCCUUCACAACUUUUUUCUGUAGGGCCCAUGGAGAGUUAAUGAGUUGUUUUGUUUCUUUGGGGCGAAUAGAAUCAGGAUUACUAGUGACUGAUCUGGGAAGAGCUAAAGAGCUCCAUUUUUCUAUUGAAAGAAAACAAAAUUAUUUCGAUGCACAAUUGUCUCAUUACGCACAAUCAAUAUGGAGCAAAAUUGAGAAAAGGGAAGAAAAUCGAGAAAUAGAGCGAAUACAGAACAUUCUUCACGUAAAAAAUGAUGAAAUUUCAAUAGUGUUAUUUGCGUUUGAUUUCAAUGAAUGGUCUCUGAAAGUUUGGGUUUUGAAUAGUGAUGUCACCUUUAAGUGCUUACCUGCAUCGAAUAUAUGGGCGUUUGUGAUGAAUUUUUCCGCAAGGAGAGGUGUCAACGUUAAUCGAGAUACUUCAUUUUUUAAACUUGAUUCACUUGCGAAUGAACAUAGUUUUGAUAGUCAGAUGAUCUCACCGCGAACCCGCAAGCCGUGCAAAAGGGAAAAGCCUGAAGGCUUGCGCGAAAAACAUUCGAGCGCCGAUAAUUGCAGUGAUGAAAAUAGUUUGAAAAAGCUGUUCGAUUUUCUCAUUCAACCGAUAAGAGAUGCCGUCAAAGGUAAUAAGCUCAUUGUUGUUCCUCACGGGCCACUGUUUUUUGUACCAUUUUCUUCCCUGAUUGAUGAAAAUGGGAGGUAUUUAUCUCAGAGUUACAGCAUUCAAGUAACACCCUCAUUACACACUCUGACGUUUACCAAAGAACAACCCGAUGACUCUGACCUCGGUUUUGCGUUGUUUGUUGGUAAUCCAAAAGUUGGGAGGGUUUCUUUGCAUGGCACAGAUGUCACACCUGCUGACCUACCCAAGGCGGCUGAGGAAGUUGCAAGUCUUUCAAAGCUCUUCACAGCAAGGCCUUUCGUAAAAGUUGAAGCGAAAAAACAGGUUAUUCUCGGACUUUUAAGCGGUGCAAGUAUAAUUCACAUUGCUGCUCAUAGUGAACCAAAGAGGGGGGAAAUAAUGCUUGCUCCUGACCUUUCUUUAAAUGAACCAUCUUCUUCUCUUCCUAAGCAAGAUUCCUAUCUCCUCACACAACAGGAUAUUACGAGUAUUUCAUUGCAAGCUCGCUUGGUCGUCCUAUGCUGUUGUUAUACUGGAAAAGGUGAGCUUUCUCCAGAAGGUGUCAUAGGUGUAGCUCGGUCUUUUCUUGCUGCUGGAGCUCGCUCUGUUCUCGCUACACUCUGGCCUAUUAGUGAUGAUGCAACAAAAGAGUUUAUGGAAGCAUUCUACGGCGAACUGCUUCAGGAAACACCAGUUUGUGAAGCUUUAAGAAGGGUAAUGAACCUCUUUCAGCAACACGAAAGAGAAGAUUACCGCUCGUUUUUAAUUUGGGCUCCAUUUACUCUCUUUGGACAUGAUGUGAUGUUUACAAAAGGCGACAUUAAAACAAUCAGAGAAAAAUCCAGUCGAACUCUACCCGAAUGUGGUUUUGCGUUGUUUGUUGGUAAUCCAAAAGUUGGCAAAAUUUCUUUGUAUGGCACAGAUUUCACACCUACUGAUCUACCAAAAGCUGCUGAGGAGGUUGCAAGUCUUUCGAAGCUCUUCACAGCAAGGCCUCUCGUAAAAGCUGAAGCAAAAAAACAGGUUGUCCUCGGACUUUUAAGUGGUGCUAGUAUAAUUCAUAUUGCUGCUCAUGGUGAACCAAAGAAAGGAGAAAUAUUGCUUGCUCCUUUGAAUGAACCAUCUUCGUCUCUUCAGAAUCCAGAUUCCUUUCUUCUCACACAAAACGAUAUUACGAGUACUUCAUUGCAAGCUCACUUAGUUGUUUUAUGCUGUUGUUAUACUGGUGAAGGGGAGAUUUCUUCAGAAGGUGUCAUAGGUAUAGCUCGGUCUUUUCUUGCUGCUGGAGCUCGCUCUGUUCUCGCCACACUCUGGCCCAUUAGUGAUGAUGCAACAAAAGAUUUCAUGGAAGCAUUUUACGGCGAACUGCUUCAUGAAAGAUCAGUUUGUGAAGCUUUAAGAAGGGUAAUAUACUUCUUUCAGACACACGAAAGAGAAGAUUACCGCUCCUAUUUAAUUUGGGCUCCAUUUACUCUCUUUGGACAUGAUGUGAUUUUUACAAAAAGCGACAUAAAAACAAUCAGAGAAAAAUCCAGUGAAACUCUGCCCGAAUGUGGUUUUGCGUUGUUUGUUGGUAAUCCAACGUCAGACUUGCCUAAAGCCACUGAGGAGGUUAAUUGUCUUUCAAAGCUUUUCAAAGCAAAGGCCUUCGUGGAGGGCGAAGCCAAGGAACGGGUUUUGCUGGGACUUUUGACCGGGGCAAGUAUUAUCCAUAUUUCUGCACACAUUGAAGCUCAGCAAUGUGCAAUAAUGCUUGUGGAGGAUGACAUUUUGACGCAAAAGGAUAUCCAGGGCCUUUCUCUGAAAAGUAGCUUGGUUGUUUUAUGCCUGUGUCAUUCUGAGCAAGACGAAAUCUUUCCAAAAGGUGUUGAAAGUUUAGCUCUGUCUUUUCUUGCAGCCGGAGCUCGCUCUGUUCUUACCACACUAAGGCACAGUGAUGAUGAUGCAACAACGGAGUUUAUAAAAGCAUUUUAUAAUCACUUGCUGCAUGAAUCAUCAGUCAGGGAGGCGCUAGAGAAGACAAAGAAACUCUUUAAAAAGCACGAUAAAGAGGCAUACCGAUCAUUUGUAAUCCGGGCUCCGUUUACACUCUACGGCGAAGAUGUGAUGUUUCAAAAACAUGACAUCGAAACGAUAAAAGAGAAAUCUCACGAAAUGUUUUCUGGUUUUGUUGUAUUACCACCAUUAGAUGAGCUUACUGGUUCGUUUGAAAAUCUUGAUGUACAAAAUAGAUCUUAGUAUAGGUUAUUGUUGCGCAUUUUGUAGUUUAGUUUAAAGAGGGGUAUUUACAAGUUCUGUUUGGAUCUAUUAGACAGAUAUCCGAACAUUGGGUAGAUUUCUCAGUCUUUGCUUAUACGAAAGAGAUUUUCUAUUGAUUCACCCUUCAGCGUGAAUAAACACAAGAUUCACUUAGAACACAGAAAAAUACAUAGUUCUGAUUGUAGAAAAGAGCGUAAAAUAUACUUCAUUAAUUGCAUGAAGCGCCAGGUUGUGUAAAAAGUUGAAUCCGCGUUGCGCUAACGAACGUGAAUCGUGUAUAAUCAUUAUAUAAUCUUGACUUGGAAAUGUUUUCGUUAAGCCUUAUUCGUGUAUGUAGACACAGUUUUGACAAAAAAGUAUUACCUGACAUGUAUCUGUAAUUUUUCACAACAAUUAGCAGCUAUUUUCCAGUGAUUGAUGUGCGUUAGAAAAUCAGUGAUUCCAUCACAGGCUGUUCUCCACGAAAGAUCUUCUCGUUACCUUCCAGGCGUAAGUAUUAAUAUUCAAACUUUAACGUUCAAUAGUUUAUAAACCGUUCGAAAUUCGAAGAUGCUGCCAAGCUGAUACAUUUUCUGCGGAUCAUGCGACUCUGAAUUUGUUUUUUUAAAAAAUUACAAAACAUUAUACAGGCCAGCGAUGUUAUUAAAACAGCCUGGUGGAAUUAACGUGCACUAUCUUCGAACUUCUUUUUGAAUCAAUUCAUUUAAUGGCAGGAAAAAAUUAAUACAUUUUCUGAAAGAAUACCAAA